Molecule: messenger RNA, 5229 nt
Organism: Balaenoptera musculus (blue whale)
Lineage: Eukaryota; Metazoa; Chordata; Mammalia; Artiodactyla; Balaenopteridae
Gene: CNOT11
Product: CCR4-NOT transcription complex subunit 11
Exons: 7
Coding region: 168-2069 (633 amino acids)
Biological process (GO): negative regulation of translation; mRNA catabolic process
Cellular component (GO): CCR4-NOT complex
Source: RefSeq, a predicted model, not a curated record
GCUGCUCCACAGCAUGUGGGAUCUUCCCGGACCAGGGCUCGAACCCGUGUCCCCUACCUUGGCAGGCAGAUUCUUAACCACUGUGCCACCAGGGAAGCCCCAACUUUUCAGAUUAUAAGAUGCAUUUUUCCAGACAAUAACGUCACCCAAAUUUCUUGGGACCUUCUAUGCCUGAUACGACCCUCGGGGCGCCUCUGGGCGCGGACGUUGCUCGCCCAUGCGCGGACUGCACCACAGCGUGGGGCUGUGACACCGCGAGACUUCCGCAGCUCCACCCACAGGCCCCGCCCCCAUUUCCGGCUUUUCGCCCCGCCCACUCAGCGUCUCGGGAUCCUCUCCCUGGCCAGGCUCCAGCAGCCUCGCUCUGGGUCCGCUCCACACUCUCCUCUGCGGGUGGCUGGCUUCCCGGCGGGUUUUGUUUGCGACGCUGUCGUGCCAGAGCGCGCUUUACGGCCGCGGGGACGGAUCGAGCCGGUGCCAGGGCCCCUCCGGCCCGGAAACGGGACAGGCGAGCGAGGUUGAUGCCCGGUGGUGGGGCGAGCGCGGCGUGUGGCCGUCUUCUUACCGCCGCGGAGCAAAGGGGGGCCCGGGAAGCGGCGGGGUCGGUGUCUAGGAGCGGGCCAGGAGGCUCCGGCUCCGGCGGCGGCGGCGGCGGCAGAGGCGGAGCGGGUGGCCCCGGGCCGGGUUGUGGAGGCCCGGGGGGCCCCGCGGGCAGGAUGAGCCUGACCCCGAAGGAGCUCUCGAGCCUGCUGAGCAUCAUCUCGGAGGAGGCGGGCGGCGGCAGCACCUUCGAGGGCCUGUCCACCGCCUUCCACCACUACUUCAGCAAGGCCGACCACUUCCGUCUGGGCUCGGUGCUCGUCAUGCUACUGCAGCAGCCGGACCUGCUGCCCAGCGCGGCGCAGCGCCUCACGGCGCUCUACCUGCUCUGGGAGAUGUACCGCACCGAGCCGCUCGCCGCCAACCCCUUCGCCGCCAGCUUCGCGCACCUGCUCAACCCCGCGCCGCCCGCCCGCGGCGGCCAGGAGCCCGACCGGCCGCCGCUCUCAGGAUUUUUACCUCCUAUAACUCCACCAGAAAAGUUUUUUCUUUCCCAGCUGAUGCUGGCACCUCCACGGGAACUCUUCAAAAAGACACCGCGACAGAUUGCCUUGAUGGACGUCGGGAACAUGGGCCAGUCUGUGGACAUUAGCGGGCUUCAGCUAGCCCUGGCUGAACGCCAGUCUGAAUUGCCAACUCAAAGUAAGGCCAGCUUCCCUAGCAUUCUCAGUGACCCAGACCCGGAUUCUUCUAAUUCUGGAUUUGACAGCUCCGUUGCCUCUCAGAUCACGGAAGCUUUAGUCAGUGGACCAAAGCCACCUAUUGAAAGCCAUUUUCGGCCGGAGCUCAUCCGUCCACCACCUCCGCUCCACGUGUGUGAGGACGAGCUGGCGUGGCUCAAUCCAACCGAGCCCGACCACGCGGUUCAGUGGGACAAGUCAAUGUGUGUGAAGAACAGCACUGGCGUGGAGAUCAAGCGAAUAAUGGCCAAAGCCUUCAAAAGCCCCUUAUCUUCUCCUCAACAGACACAGCUCCUUGGAGAGUUGGAAAAGGACCCCAAACUUGUUUAUCAUAUUGGCCUCACUCCAGCCAAGCUUCCUGACCUAGUGGAAAACAACCCUCUAGUCGCUAUAGAAAUGUUGCUGAAGUUAAUGCAGUCAAGCCAGAUCACUGAGUAUUUUUCGGUUCUGGUCAAUAUGGACAUGUCAUUACAUUCAAUGGAAGUUGUAAACCGACUAACUACAGCUGUUGAUCUACCUCCUGAAUUUAUUCACCUUUAUAUAUCAAAUUGCAUUUCUACCUGUGAACAAAUUAAGGAUAAAUAUAUGCAGAAUCGCCUGGUGCGUCUCGUGUGUGUCUUCCUCCAGUCCUUGAUCCGUAACAAAAUCAUUAACGUGCAGGACUUGUUUAUAGAAGUGCAGGCCUUCUGUAUUGAGUUCAGCAGGAUACGAGAAGCUGCAGGUCUCUUCCGGUUGUUGAAGACCUUGGACACUGGCGAGACACCUUCUGAGACCAAGAUGUCCAAGUGAUACCUCGUCGGGACCACCUGUUCAUCGUUCAGCUGUGCUGUGCUUUUCAUUUUUAAAACUGUUCAGACCCUGAGUGAUUGCUUGGCUUAAUGCGUAUAAACACCACUUUAUCCACUUAAAGCAAAGUUUUGCUUUCCUGGAUGACUUUUUCUUUCAGAUGAAUUUUUGGUAAGAACUUGGAAGAAUGUGUCUUGCUGAUGAUUUCCAUAGGGGAUGUCAUCCCAAACGAAGUCACUGCACUAAGUAGAUGAGGUCUUCAGCACUGAAGAGCAAGGUGCCUGUUUGUGCUUAAGAUGUAAGUGACGGGCUUCAGUAAGGCAAGAAUACCGUUUUCCUGAGGUUCCAACGUUCAGAGUUUUUAGUGAGAGUAAAUGAAGACACUCUUAAGAACCUGCCUUACUGCCCCUGAGGUCUUGAGUCAUCACAUGACGGUAUUCUGACCCUUGAACUUCUCACUGGGUGCAGUGUGAGCCUCGGACACCCGUGUAACCUUAUCCUUUCUUGUCCUGGGGACCUAAGAGACAACAGCGGGCUGCCUACAGACGUGGGAAUUCUUAGAAACCUUUCUUGAGACUGUAACAGCUGGUAGUUUUCUGGGCCGUCUCUCCUGUUAACAGUCUAAGAGCGUCGGCACUCCAGGAGGAAGGACGGCACCGGGGGCCAUGCUGCACGGCUGCUCGCCGAGUGGGCUUCGUGCCCUUCCCGUGGCGUCCUGUGGGCUGUGUAAGCCCGCGUUUAACUCUGGACAGCAGUGCCUUACAUUAAAGUGCUCUAUGAACUCCAUUAUCUGACGUGUUUUUCACUCAAAGACAUCAUGACAAACUCCCCAUUUGCUGAGGUACUUUCAAAGCAUAUUCUUCAUAGGAACAGGAAUCACCUUCCAAUCCAACCCUUAGCAAAAGGUAAAGGAUACCAAGCCGAGGGGUUUUAAGAUGAGUACAAAUUCCCACCUUGUUAUAUUGGCAAAACAGUACUCUUAGAUUUAUGAGAAAUUUUAGCUUAGUUAUUAUGAAGGGCAGGGAUUUAUAAAUCUAUUUGCUUCAAGGAAAUAAGGACCCAAACUGGUAUAACAGGCACACCUUCAGACAUCUAAAUGAUGGCAACAGUUGACUUCUCUCAACACCUAAUCGCUGGCAUCACCGUUUUGCAUGUUACCACUGGGCAAAGAAACAGUUCAUUAUUCAAAUACUCUCCGGCAUGGCGAGGUUUCGACCGCGCUUUGCCGCAAGCCUCCCAACCUCAGGCUCCAGGCCCUGCCGGUUCCUGGUGAGGCUGAGCCAGCCUCCUGGCCGGCAGCCCCGGGACGCACGCACGUCGCUCACCUACCACGAGUUUUCUCCGGGAGGAACCUCACCAGCGCUCAGGAGCAGCAGCCUGGGCGACAACACUGUGCCUGGGGUCCGUUCCAAACUGAAGUCACCAACAAGAAGCACAAAAUUUCAGAGAUGUGGGACUACGUAGACCACAAAAGGACGCCUGUUGACAGUCUGAGCUGAAGCUAGCAGACAGCACCCUCCCGUCCAGCCUCACCUGGCAGCGCGCGUGCCAGCAGCUCAGCACGUCACUGCCCCCGGGGUGUCCACGAGCCGCCGCAGAUGUGCUACACACACUGAUUUGGAGCGGCAAGUGUGCGUCUGUGGGCAGAUGUGCAAACGUGGCCUGUGACUAAGGACAGACCACUGCGCAUCGUUUCCAGAUUACAGUACUGGUGUUUACUUGACACAGGGAAGGUUUUCAAAUUUAUUUUAAAUAAAUAGCUUACAAAGAAUAGUAAUUAUAUUUAGAGAACAUUAAAAAAAAACAGUCAAGAUACACAGUUACACCACCAGCAAAAAGUUCAUUAAACAUAUUUAAAAGUAGAAGAAAGUUUACCUGAAAUAAAAGAAACAAUAAUCCUGGGAUUCAAUAAACUGCAGUCAACUUUUAAGUAUCAUCAAACGAGUUCAGUUUAACUGUCAUGUUUUUUAAAAACCACACCUUGAAUUCUCUGGACUUUUAGUUCCAAUUUGUUGUAGCUUUAAUAUCUUCAAAUAACCUGUUAAAAAGAAGAUAGCAAAAAGACCUGUUAAGAAGACAUCUUAGGGUAGAAAGUUCAAAAGUGUAUUUGCAAUCCUAAAAUUUAACUAUUUCAAAUACCUCUCUUUAACAGUAUUUUGUUAAAUAAAUUUAAGGAAAUGGUAUCACUCAAUUUUUAUUCUUAUAGAAUACAGAUACACUUUCAUAAAUUUUAAGUAGCAUGUACUACUGUAUUAUACAUUUUGUGAUGAUUCACAUUCCCAUGGUGAACAGUGGAUCACAUACCUAUUUUAAAUGAUAUUAGGGUGAUAUCCCUAAAAUAUUUUAAGGGUUAAAAUGGAAAAUUAACGCGUGGGAAGAACUUUUUACAUACUUGUUAAAAUUCCUGCACCCUGUACCAAGAGAUGUUGCUAAUUUCCUUUUGUAUCUGGUCUUUUCUUUUUAUGCAAUCACUACUGUUCUUAUGAGGAAAAUCCUUGAGGAAAGGACUUCCAUAAUCCUGGGAUUCAACAACUGUAAUCAGCCCAACAGAAAGUACUAGUGUUCCCAAGUUUCUCUUUAGCCCUUAAUACACAAGCCUACAACUCAUCAAAAAGAAUGGAUUGACUUUUCUUGUACUAAUUUUAAACAAAUGCAGUGCAAAAUACUUUUUUUGACUUACAACUUAUUUUGUACUUUGCUGUUAGAACAAGGGCAGAUCUCUAGCUGCAUGGCUGAUGAUGACAUUGUAGACGUUUCACUUUCAUAACCAGUAAUACUAGUAUUUUUGAUGAAUGAAAUGCUUAUAAGUGUUUUUAAAACUUCAAAAGUGAAAUUAACUGGGAAAAGCGUAGGUGGCUUUUCUGGUUGGUUGUUGCGUCACAGAAGCACAGCGUGUGCCACACAAGACAAGCUCUGGUUCAGGCCAACGUCCCAUGCUCUGUAAAUCUCAAAGCAGGGCUUACAGUGAGCCCAAAGAAAUGCUUUUGACUAAAACAUGUCAUUACCUCAGGAUCUAGUUAGUAAUGUAUGCGUGCUGACUUAACCUCAUAAACUUUAAUGUGCUCAAAAGGAGACUAUAGCCAAACUAAGCUAUCUUACUGGGGAAUCUGGUUACGCUGGGUAUUGUGUCCAAGUAAAAACACACCCGGUUCCUGAAGGUCUA